Caenorhabditis sp. 36 PRJEB53466 is the source of this 1554-nucleotide messenger RNA. NCBI's taxonomy places the organism in Eukaryota, Metazoa, Nematoda, Chromadorea, Rhabditida, Rhabditidae. The record is from the annotation of a GenBank genome assembly.
AUGAGGCAGGAAGAGCCCGAUUUGCUCGCCCUUCCCAAUGAGGUCAUUCUACAGGUAAAAAGAACCGCCCGCUCACGCUCGUUUUCUCAACGGAAAUCAUGUUCAGGUAUUUCGACGUUUGCCACGUCACGACGUAGUUUUCGGUGCCGCUCACGUCAAUCACCGCUUCAGAAACCUCAUCCACAAUAACCUGAGAUCGCUUCGUUUGUGAGUCGAGAGUCGAGAAACCCGGGUAAAUGCGGAAUCAUUUUCCAGAUUUGAAGCCCAUUGUCAUGUGAACAUUGUUGAUGAUUUGCCGUUGAACCGGUACCGAGACGACGGAACCGACCCUAUUAUCACGUACACUUUCACUCUUUUCGACCGCAGAGGACCAGGUAAAGAGGACUAUCAGUCCUCCAAUUAUCAAUGUUUUCUUUGAAGAGUUCACCCAGAAACGACGGCUCUGUCUACGUGGAAACGACGCGCGGUACAAGGAAUUACACGUGUCCCAUAUCAAUGAUUCGACUAUGCAGGCUCAGUUCGAACGGGCAGGCACCAAUCAGAACACGGCAAUCGAGCCGGCGACGGCCAGAACUGUGAGUCUGCAGGGAGUCUGAAGCAGGGAAAUGAAGAUCUAUUUCCAGCUGUUGUCCUACAUGAAUCUGCAAGCCAUUCGAUUCCAAGUACGAAAGCAGUGCCGACCUGAAUCCAAGAGGAUCGAGGACGAUUUCUUUGCCGACUCUCUUCAGUUUCUGGAGCGAAUGUGCGGCAGAGUUGAAUUAAAGUGGGUGAUUGAUUAUCAGAACUGGAGAUGAAUCGAAUCCAAUCUUCCAGGUCUCUUCUUCUCUGCUCUAAAAACAUUCUGUUUCCGUGGCAACUGGGUCAAAAAUCACUGCUGAAAUUGUCCAAAAUCAACGGACUUCAGAAUCUGAUUCUAGAAAACAUGACCACUUUCGAUCCAUUCUCUCGUUUUCUGAAGUUGCCAACGAAGCAUCUGAGCAGUCUGCAGUUCCGAUUGGACCUCAGACAUCGCAUGGAAAUCGAUCAGAUGAUUCUGAAGCAGAUCAACGGAUCCCUUCUGAAGUUGCUCUGCUCUUCGGCAGUCUACCGUCUCGACUUCUCCGCUUAUGCAGACGUUUCUAAGAUUGUCAGUUGCGUCGACGCCUUUGACAUGUGCUCUUUCAUUGAGGUAUCCGAAAGAAUUCUUCUCUCCCAGUUCUCAAAUUCAUAUUCCAGACGUGGCAUUUGGUGUCAAAGCCGUGGAUCAUCAAAGGAAUCUCAUUCAACUCCACAGUGACCAUCGACGAAUUCAGGGCCGUCGCUCAUAGAAAACUAAAGUUUGUUGUCUCGCAAAUGUUAGAAUCUUUCUAUUUUCACAGCAAUCACUUGGCCAUCCACGAAGUUCCUUACUGUCGUUUCCGGAUUAAUCACAGAAAAUCCAAAUCGAUCUUUUUGGAGUUAUCGUGUUAUGGCAACGGGGUGAGUGCGAGUGAAUGGCACUUGAGGAAUGACAUAAAGUCCCGAUUUCAGGAGGCGACCCAGUGGAACAUCCGAUCCGGUUACAUCGACUCAUAG